Molecule: messenger RNA, 1969 nt
Organism: Pecten maximus
Lineage: Eukaryota; Metazoa; Mollusca; Bivalvia; Pectinida; Pectinidae
Product: mitochondrial ribosome-associated GTPase 1-like
Cellular component (GO): mitochondrion
Molecular function (GO): GTP binding; GTPase activity
Source: RefSeq, a predicted model, not a curated record
CCAUCCGGUAAGUUGAGUAAUGGCUGCGCCCAUGAUCAGUAAACACAGCCAAAUUACAACACCAGUUAUGAUCUAAUACGUGAUAGUUGUCAGGUCAGAUAUGGCUGGUCGGUUUGCUAAUGCGACGUUCGCAUUUAGGAAGAACUUUACGCUGCCUGACAAGGACAUGGUCAGAUGGUUCCCCGGCCACAUGCAGAAAGGAGUUCUCCAAGUACAACACAUGUUGAAAAACAUUGACUGUGUUGUUGAACUCCAUGAUGCUAGGAUACCGUUCUCGGGACGGAACCCUCGCUUUAAUGACAUCAUAUCACUUCGUCCUCAUGUCCUUGUAUACAACAAAAAAGACCUGUGUGAUCUAAGAGAGAAACACCUGAUACUUUCAAAGUUAAAAUCAGAGGGCGUUGACCAAGUGAUGUUCACUCAGAGCACAGUAUCCACUAAGAACAGUUUUAUGUCAAAGGAGCUAUUUUCAAUGGUGACAAACGCCAUCGAGGCAAGGCCCCGGUAUCAUAGAGCUGAGUUGAAUGAGUUCAACUUACUCGUGUUAGGAGUGCCGAAUAUAGGGAAGUCAACAUUUCUAAAUUACUUGAGGAGAUUGAACACGACACAUCACAAAAAGGCUGCAUUAGUUGGAGCCAAAGCUGGCGUCACAAAGUCGGUAGGUCAUAGAGUGAGGGUGAACUUUGACCCACCAAUCUUUCUAAUUGAUACGCCCGGGAUCCUGACCCCCACUGUACCAAAUAUCCAUGUGGGAAUGAAGCUUGCACUGUGUGGCUGUAUGCCAGACCAUUACGUUGGCGAGGAAUACAUCGUAGACUACAUGUUAUACUGGAUGAACAAACAACAGAAAUUUGGUUACGUUAAAUAUUUCGAACUUGAUGGACCUAUAGAUGAUGUGUUGCCAUUUCUAAAACAUGUGGCUCUAAAAAAUAAACUUAUUAAAAAGAUAAAAUCGGCGGAGACACGUCAAUUUGUACAUAUUCCAGACUUCAGCGGUGCUGCAAACAUUGUAUUAAAGUCAUUUCGUAAAGGAGAUUUAGGCAAAUUUAUGUUGGAUGAUGACCUUCUUUGAUAUUAACAUGAUAUGUCAGAUUUGUUGUGCAUAGUCAUUAUCUGAAAUGUCAAAUGACUAACCCCAUCUAGUGUGUGAUGUGUACAGCUAUGGGUGUUAGACAUGCAUGGGACAUAGAGAAAAUUACUUUCAUUAUUUGCAGUGAAUCAUCAGACAUUCAGAAUUUAUUUACAUUCUUUUAUGACGCAUUAAUAAGGUACUUGUUGACAUGUGCCUGAACGACUUUGUUUUUUAAAAACCUCAUUGUGAUCUGGAUCAAUUAUUUUUAUUAACAAAUUAUGAUUUUGGUAUAGAAAUGCUAGUUUAAGCUUGCCCUAGGUUAAGUGACUGAACUUCGGGAAUUAGCUGUCAAUGUUUUUAUGGCAGCUGUAAUUAAUGUAUUACUUAAAAAAACAAAUUACGUACAAAGCCAUGACAUUUGGGUAGCAACUAAUCCUGGAAUGAAACUUUGUUAAAAAAAACUUGAUCUAUAGCUAGUUGACUUACUUUCGAAGGUGAAAUACACAUGUAUGUGUGAACAAUAUUUGAAUGACAUUUGAGUAUUGGGUAGCAAAUUAUUGCCUGGAAUGAAAAGUUGCUAAAGAAAAAAAAACAUUGAUCUUUAGCUGCUUGACUAAUUUUAUAAGUCACCAGGUGAAAUAAGAGUGAACAAUAUUAGAAUGACUCCUAACAAAGCCAGGCACCUAGGUCUUCCUGGUAGGCCUGCCAUCAAUCACUACAACUAAGCAUCACACACUUUAAUAUUCUCAAAUCAUCUUUGUUUGACCUGAUUAUAUUGGUUUUUUUGUUUGUUUUGUUUUGAUUACCAAAAGACUAUUAAUGCAUAUAUAUAUAUAUAUAUUAUUGACAUGUGAGUGUGUAAAACACAGAAUAAAAGUGACCUGAAAUGAAACUGAG